AUGACAUCAGUCAACCAAGCGCUACCAAAAGACGGCCUGUCCUUCAUCCCCGCUCACACUUGUAUAGUCAUAGAUCCCACCCUUGUCGACGCACAACAACAGCCUACCGAUAGUGAUGAUUAUAGCAGCUCGUACGAUUCUCACCAUCGCGGCAGUGCUAGGAUAAGCAAGAGACCACUUGGUGAUGCCUUCCAACAGGUCCUGUCUAAUCAAACAGUCCGUUCAUCCAGCGCUGAGUCCCCUGUAUACAAAAUGAGCGCUUGCAAAACACAAGGAGUAUUGGAGUCAGAGGAAAUAAGUGACUUGCAAGCGAGUGUCGAGAUUAAUGAAGGAGAAAAGAAACCGGGAAAGAAAAGAAAACCCCUUGUCGCUAAGAAGGUAGAAUGGAAAGAUAUACCUGAUUGGGAUGGGAGAACGGAUUGUCCAUUAUUGGAGGUCAUACCUAGAGAAGUACUUGACAUGUGCUUUGGAUUGAGUGUUAAUGUUGGUCUCACAUUGAGAGACUAUGUUUCACUUGCAGGCGUGUGUACGUUCUUCAGGAGUCAGAUGACAGAUAUGGUAUUUCAGGAGCUGCACAAUUCCAGCGAUCCAAAUCUUCCUGUUCUCUCCAAUGGACCAUCAACAACCAAAUAUGCUCAUCGAAUCUUCACGCAUACUGUUCCGGCUGAUUGGAGAAGACCCAAGCCCGUCCCAGUCUGUUAUCCUGAACCCACACAUUAUGCUCCGAGGGGGACGAGAGAAUCCUGGUCAGAAGCACAAUAUAUCGUUUACAAAGAGGAGCAGUAUAUGUGGAAGUUGGAGUAUCGUGUGGCGCAAAGGAAAGCGCUUAUCAGAAGUCUUCAAAGUCUUAGGCAAGCCAGGCUGCAAAUGAACAAGGCUCAAAAACCAGGUAUACGGGUGGGUACAUAUCAUAGGAAUGUCCUGGGGAGAGUUAGAGGUAGACAAGAUGGUGAAUCACCCGUAGAGAAAGACAAUGAAGGCAACCCCAAGGAAGAGUAUAAUUUGGAGGUUCAAGCUGAAAGAGAAAGAGCUAUACCUGUAGCUGAGGAGGAACUCCCUUCACAUGUGCCUACACACGUAACUGAUGGUAUCAUGACACGGGUCAAAGGAGUGAAAGACAGACGUGGAGAAUGGAAAACACCAGAGUCAGAUAGUGGAGAUGACAUUGAACAUGAAGACAACAUCGUCAUUGACAGCUUCAGAGACGUCAGUACUGGUGAAAUAAUACAUCAGCCAUCCUGGCCUAGUGUAACGAGGGGGGAAGCUGUGCAAGUUGUACAUUCGAGUUAUAUAAUUAAAUCAGAGGCCAUGAGAGAGUUUAAGGUCACAGAAGCAGAAUUGUUAUGCUUGAAACACCUCUUAAUUCCUAACCCAAUGAGCAAGAAGAAUCCUCAACAAGUCUUCUGGCGCUCUGCAGUUGAGGCUCUUGCUUAUAGAUCUCAUGGUGGACCUUUCGGACACUCACAAUUCAUUAAGCGAUCCAACGAAAUGCUUGCCAAGAAUCACAGCACCCGAAAACGUAAGAAGGAGAAAGCUAAAGAAGGAGGAUGGCACGUAGAGAAGAGGAGGAGACAUAUAUUCUUGCCAGGCCAAUGGAAAGCCUUGCAGAAGAGAAGAGGCAAUUCAAGCGCCGAUCCAGAUGAAGAGGAUGAUGAAAUGUACUGUAAAGAAGGAUGUACAUGUCAAGGACAGCUUUUCUAA
Messenger RNA from Kwoniella shivajii, 1701 nucleotides. RefSeq lists its product as uncharacterized. Bases 1 to 1701 code for a protein of 566 amino acids. The record is from RefSeq and is a predicted model, not a curated record. Lineage: Eukaryota; Fungi; Basidiomycota; Tremellomycetes; Tremellales; Cryptococcaceae. The transcript has 8 exons.